Molecule: messenger RNA, 1914 nt
Organism: Lodderomyces jiufengensis
Lineage: Eukaryota; Fungi; Ascomycota; Pichiomycetes; Serinales; Debaryomycetaceae
Exons: 1
Coding region: 1-1914 (637 amino acids)
Biological process (GO): RNA processing
Molecular function (GO): ribonuclease III activity
Source: RefSeq, a predicted model, not a curated record
AUGUCAAAACCAGAUAAACCAUUAUCAGCUACAGUUGAAGAUCUAGUACAACUAAGAGCAAUCAUCUCACAAUUUCAAGCAACUUAUAAAUCAAUUCUUGAAAAAUCGCCAACUCCAGAAUUAUUUGAAUACUAUUUAAAGUUAGGGAAUGCUAAAAUUGAAACAGGUGAAGCAGUAAGUACAUUGGAUAGAUUAAAAGGAAUUAUUGAAACCCCACAAAUCAAAGUAGCUGUUAGAAUACGUCAAUUAGGUGAAGCUGAAAAAUUACCAUUUUUAACUGGAUUAUUAAAUGUAAAUUUCAAAGCAGCUGCAGGUACUGAUCAAACUUUACAAACUUUCUUAGAUAUAAUUCCAACAGUUGAUGAUAAAACUAAGAAGUUGUUGAAAUUUAAUGAUGAAAGCACCAAGUUAUCAACUGAUUAUUAUUCAUAUCCACCUACAUUACCAUUAAUGGCAAAUGAUUUAUUAUUAGUCAGAAUUUGUACAGAUAAGUCAUAUAGACGUAUUAGUGACUUUGUUGAAUCAAAAUCAAUCAAGUAUAAUAAUUCACAUAAUGCAAAAUUGGCAAUAAGAGGUAGAUCGAUUAUGGAUUUCUUAUUACUAGAAAUAUUGGAAGAAAAAUUUCCAAAUUUAUAUGAAAAUGAUUUGGUGGUUAUAAGAAGUAGAUUGAUGUCUUCUGAACAAUUAGCUAAAUUUGCCUUUGGGUAUAAUUUAGUUGACUCAAUGAAGUAUAAUCUAUCUUCAGAUGCAAAUAUUGAAGAAAAAAUGGUCAUAUGUGGAAAUAUUUUCUUAUCUUAUAUAGCUGGUCUACAAAUGGAAAAUUAUGACUUGAAAGAAAUUAAAUUGUGGUUGAAAAAAUUAUAUGAACCUUUGGUAAUUGAUUUAAAAGCAUCUACAACUCCAAUUGGAAAAAUUGCAUUAAUUGAAUUAGAAAAUUUAUUUAAAUCUAUAACAAAUUUAACAAAAUUACCAUUCGAUAAUAUUAAAUAUGAAAUUGUUGAAGUAAAAUCAGAUCCACAUCUUGCUCAUGUUUUAGUUGGUGGGGAAGUUUUGGGAGUUGGAGUAUCUAGUGUAAGUUUUGAAGAUGCAAAAGAUCGUGCAGUUUUAGAUGUUAUGGAUAAUCAAAAUAGUAUAAACAAGAUUUUCACAAUUAUGAAAGAAAGUUAUUUAAGAAAUAGAGGUGAACUAGUUCCGGUCGAUCAUAAUCAGCAACAAUCCAUGGCAGUAGCAGUUCAUGAUAAUUACUCUGAUCCACAUGCAUACCAAACUAAUUCAAGAGAUGCUAAUACAGCCCCAAGAUCACAAUAUAGAAUGUCUCUGGUUACAUCAGAAGUAUCACAAGGUAUACAUGAACAAUAUCCAUAUCAACAAAAUUCAAUGUAUCAAAACCAAAUGCCUCCUCAAAAUGUCGGUUAUCAACAAUCUCCACCACCAAUGCAAAGAUAUGGUCAACAACCUACAUAUCAACAACAACCACCACCACCACAACAACAACAACAACCAAUGUUUUCACAAUUUGGUCAACCACAACCACUACCACCACAAAUGCAAAUGUCAAGAGGUUCACCACACAAUUCAUAUCAACAAAUAAACAAUCAAAUGAAUAGUUUUGGAGUUCCAGAACCAGUAAGUGCUUUCAAUCAACCAAUAAAUUGUCCAAGAGUUCCAUUAUCAGUAAAAGAAAUUAAUAUGCAAGCUAAAAAUGAUUUGUAUGCCAUAUUAGGACCAUUACAAUUAAAAGCUGAUUAUGAUGUUAAUCAAGUUGGUACUGAAUAUCAUACUAUUUGUUCAUGUAAUGGUAUUCAAUUAGGAUUUGGUGUUGAUACAAGUAAAAAGAAAUCAAGUCAAAAAUCUGCUAUGGCAGCUUUAGAUAAUCAUGGUGCUUUACAUCAAUUAGGAGUACCAAAUCGUUAA